UCCUACGUAUGAACGAUUUAUGACAUAAGAAUGAAAAAAAAUAUACAGGUGAAUGACACACCUGGUAUACAUAUGGAACCCAAACGAACGACAUUUUAACUAAUUGUGAAGUGCAACACGGGAUAUUACGAAUGAUUAUACAGGUGACAUUACUGUGUAUAGUAUGAUAAACUGAUUAUAUUUGGAAAUAUCAACACCAUAUUUUACAGUGAAAGUGCAGACGUAUAUUACCCCAAACUUAUCCACAGUCAGAGGCGUUGUUUUUCUGAACUGAAAUGAGCCAACCAAGAUGAGAAGGCUAGCAACUUGCAGCUUGGCAACAAGACCUCUGAUUGCAAAGGAUUUGUUGGAUAUUGCAAAGGGCAUUCCGAGAUGUAUUUUUUGGCGUUUAAUCGAGGAGACGACGCGAUGAGGAUGAAGAUUACUGUGGAACCGAUAGUGUUCAUGUACAACAUUGCAUACACUGUGCAGUUGAGUUUGCAACAAGAUUUCAUAUUUGCGCGUUUGUGCAAUGAACACUACUCUGCGCAGAUGUGCGACAACUGGUGGCUGGAGAAAAAAGUGGCGUGGGUGGAACGAGCGGCGGUUCGGAGGGUCAUGUGGAUGAGCAUAACCACAGGACUUGUUGCUGUAUUUGCGUCCCAGCUUCUCGGCGCAGCUCUCGAUAAAUACUCUCAGAAACUAGUGAUGCUGGCACCCUUCUUUGGCUCCCUGGCACUGAGUGUGGUGUGCCUCGUCGUAGCAGCUGUGCCCACCGCUUCCUUGGAUCUCCUGUACAUUGGUGCAGCGAUCAACGGUGCCGCGGGAGGCUUUGUCGUGUUUAAGGCCUCGGUAUCGACAUACAUCGUCGGCAUAUCCGCAGCAGAGGAAUGGACCGAUAGACUGUCUAUCGUGGAGUCUAUGCUGUUCCUCGGCAGCGCUGUGGGUCCCCUCGGUCUUCAGUUCCUCAUUCUCUACUGCACGACGUAUCAUUCGCUGCUCUUUCUUGGAUGCGAGAUCGUCGUCGCUAUGGCCAUCGUCUACAUCAUCGCGCUGUUGCCAGAUCACAAAUACAACUCGCCCAAGCCUAAUUCGCACAACACUGAGAACAACAACACCCAAAGCAUAAAUAACAACACUAAUUCGCAGAACACAGACAACAACAACACCCAAUGUGUAAAUAACAACACUAAUUACGAAGCCAUUAGCGAUACUACUUUUAAUCCUUCUUCUUCUUCUUGUUCUUCUUGUUCUUGUUCUUGUUCUUCUUGUUCUUCUUGUUCUUCCCGGUUUGUCAUCAGAUUCAAGGUCUUCUUCAGAGGGCUUAGCGAUGCCUUCAGCGCCACCUUCAGGAGACGCGCCGCUGGAGUGAGGUUGGCCAUUGUGGCCUUGCUCUUGGCGGAUUUUUUCAUUGCAAUUGUCUUCGCUGCUGAAUUCGACCUCCUGUACCUCUACAUGCAAGACCGCUUUGGCCUCACGCUGCCCGAGUACUCACGCUACCUCGGCAUCAAGAAUAUCGUAAACGGAAUCUCUCUCCUCAUCAUUUUACCUUCCAUGAGGCGGUUCUUCGGCCUGAGUGAUGUCGCGUUGGGCAUUCUUGGCGGGCUGUCUAGGGUCGCCGCGUUCCUCCUGCUGGGGUCGACGUCUUCGGGGAGACUCGUGUAUUUGGUGCCAUUCCUCGAUGUCUUCGGACAAUAUUUGUUUGUUGUUUUACGCUCUGUCAUUUCUUCUCUUGUGGACAAAGAGGAACAAGGUCGUGUCAUGACGAUCGUGUCAGCAAUGGCUCAGCUGUCCUUGUUAAUGGGGUCGCUGAUCUUUGAUAUGCUUUAUCCUAUCUUUGUUUCCCUCAAUCUUCCUGGAGCGACCUUCCUCUUGGCUGCGGGUUGCCUAGGAACUUCCACAAUUAUUCUUGGAUACGUGAACUGGCAUCUCAAGAGAGUAAAGAACUGUGAAGAGCUUCGACCUCUAAUUCAACCAGUGGAGUAGAAUAUGAUUAGUGUAAAUUAAAAUUUGUUUGUAAACAUUGAGAGAGAAAGAAAUAGUUCUGUCUUCAAUGUUGAAAAAUGAUGUUUAAGUCCAGAGAGAAAGAAAGAAAUCUUCUUGAAGGAGAAAAUGAUGUAUAAAUCCAGAAAGAAUGAACACUCAUUUUUGGAUGUUGAAAUGUGAUGUAUAAAUCCAGAGAGAAAGAAAUUGUUCUUUGAUGUUGAAAAAGGAUUUAUUAAUCCAGAGACAAAGAAAUGGUUGAUUUUUUAUGUUUAAAAAUUACUAUGAAUGUUAUCUACAUUUUUUUGUCUUAUUUCAGCAUUCCCUAUCAGUGAAUUGUAUAUUUAUAUUGCUGACUGUGUAAGUUGUAAAUAUACCUAACUUUAAUAUGAUUUUAUAUUAAAUAUUUUUUUUU
Messenger RNA from Penaeus chinensis, 2377 nucleotides. RefSeq lists its product as uncharacterized. Gene Ontology annotation, molecular function: transmembrane transporter activity. Gene Ontology annotation, cellular component: membrane. Lineage: Eukaryota; Metazoa; Arthropoda; Malacostraca; Decapoda; Penaeidae. The transcript is spliced from 10 exons. The coding region runs from base 373 to 1965 and encodes 530 amino acids. Gene Ontology annotation, biological process: transmembrane transport. The record is from RefSeq and is a predicted model, not a curated record.